Molecule: messenger RNA, 6595 nt
Organism: Spirometra erinaceieuropaei
Lineage: Eukaryota; Metazoa; Platyhelminthes; Cestoda; Diphyllobothriidea; Diphyllobothriidae
Source: the annotation of a GenBank genome assembly
AUGACGAAUGUAUCGUCCAUGUAUCGGCGCCAAUACGCAGGUUUGUAGUGGCUGAAAGCAACCUUUUCCAGGCUAUCGGGUUUUCAAGACUUGCUUAACAACAUCUUCCCCGACAGUACGUUUACAAUAGAAGACGAGGAGGCCGAGAAACUACCCUUCCUUGACGUGCUCGUCACGCGCACACCUGAUGGUAAACUCAGCAUUACAAUGUACAGAAAGGCUAUCAAUACAACUCAGGUCCUCAACUAUCAUAGCAACCACCCAUUGGUGCACAAACGGGACUGUGUGAGGGCGCUUUUCGACCGCGUAAAAACGCACUGUAGCGAGCCCGAAGGAAGGAUGCAAGAAUUACGGCAUCUCAGGGACCAAUUAACAAAGAACGGCUACCCAAAUAGUUUCAUCAGCCGCUGUAUACGCGCGCACCCACGCCGGACAAACAGAAUAGAGACACCAACAAUUUGGCACACCCUACCAUGCAUAAAGAAUGUGUCUGAGGCUACAGAACGCCACGGACGUAGUUCCCCCUCCCCCCCUCACGACACAACGAUAUAAAUGUUCGCACGUUGCUGCACUCUAGCAGUCUCUGAUGAUGAACUCCAGUUCAAGUUCAAAAGCUAGGGCCACUAAAUCUACCGUCCCAGUGAUCGUGUCUUCGUUUUCUUUUAAACAAAAGCCUGGGAUACGCAUACUCUCUUCCAUUCGUGAGUUUUCUUUUCUGGCAACAGGGUCCAUCACAGUCUGAUGUUGACGUAGUGGCGAUCUGCCCGAUGAAGCUGGCUUGUGACGCAUCUACUUCAUUCCCUCUCCCUAUCUCUCCCACAUCCACUACUUUCCGAUAACAGGACAAAGUCGAAAUGACUGCUGAUGGGGCUGCAUCUGCGUGCCAAACACGCGCUAAUCUCUAAUUCCACAUUAACCAUACUUAAAAAUAGAGCGGCCUUGGAUCUCACUGAGGUGACAGAUGUCCUACAGGCCACUCUAAGAAGUUGUUGCUGUCUUGCUCUCAUUUCGACCAAGCCCUCUUAUCCGGUGGCAACCAUCCAAGCCACGACCGUUGGUGCACUUGACUGGUUGUAGUAGUAAGUGCGUUGAAUUAUCAUGGGAUAGGGGAUGCUAUUAUCGACUUAGCUCCCUGUCUUGACACCGGAUGAGGGAGGAGAGAUCGCGGUUGGUGCUGCACAACUUAAAGCAGGCAUGGACAGCAGAUUUUUUUGGAACCAGUAAAUUUCGCGACGGCCUAUCAACUGCAGCCUGUCGUUGCAUAACACAGAUAACAAGUGAGAGGGGUACAGAGGUUUGAACUUCGACAGAGAAAAUCAGUGUAAAACAGCAGGGUCAUUGUAUGCUGCACGUAGACUAAUCAAUAAAAUUGUAACUUCAAAACGCAACAUAGGAAAGAAAGUGGGGAAGUAAACUCGUCGAGGGAUUUCGUAAAUCAAAAGGGCUCAGGUCUACCAGGGCAAGCUGGGGCUGACCAUGUGUUCUAACUGUUUACAUAGGUCGGGUUUCUCCCGCCGUAUGUAGGCUGCCUCCAGGUAGCGCAGUAACUGAGUUGUUCGUGCUCGAACUAAUACUCGAAAAGAUGUUUUGGGGUCAACUGAAUGACCACUAUCAAGGAGGUGUUUUGUAAUAGAAGACCGUGGAAUCUUAUUCUCCUGCUUUAGAAGCCAUUUAGGCAGGUGCUCAACUGCUCUGGCUGCCAGUUGCCUUUGCGUUCGCCCAAUGUACUUGCAUCCACAAGUGCAUGUAAAUUCGUAAACACAAUUCGAAGUGGAGCCCAGUGGCAAGGCAUCCUUCGCCCGUAGAAUUUAUAUAGCCUUAGUAUGGCUGCAGAAUAUGAGUUCAUCUGAGUUGUAUGUUCUUUCAAUGGCGCAUCUCAAUCGCCGCUUGAUGGUAUUUUAGAUGUUGUCACCCUUGAAGGGUAAGGAUAUUACAACCGGCUUUUUCGGAACCGAUUGCUGUCAAUUCUGGCCGUAAAUUGUUGCUAUACUUUUCGAUGAAUCGUGUUGGAUAUCCCCGUUUAAGCAGGGCUGUUUUGAGGAAAGAAAUUUCAUGAUCUAUCGUUUCAAUAGAGCAAAUGUUUCUUGCCUUUUGGAAUAGUGUGUAAACCAAAUUUCGCCUUCGUUGUAUUGGGACAAAGCUAAAAAGUGCAGGUAUUGGCCUUUCGAUGCAUCCUUUUGGAAAACAGAUCGCCUUAUUGAACCAUCUUCCUGUCUAGUCAUGAGGACAUCCAGAAAAGAAAGCUUGUUGCACUGCUCCUUCUCCAUUGUGAAUUUAAUCUUAGGAUGGAGACUGUUCAUGGCAACAAGUAGGUCUUCGGCUUCGUCGUCGUUAUCAACAAUAGCAAAAAUGUCGUCUACAUACCUUUUGUACAGCGUUUUCAUAUUCAAUUUUGCUGACAACUUUUCUUCGAACUGUCCACUCUCCCCUCUCCCCCGGUGAACCGUCCAAACCUGUCAGCUGACUAGUAAUAAAUUGGGUGCACUGAUUGACGUGGCAUCAGCCUCCGUCUAACGCCUGCAACACGCAUGUACUGCAUUUGCUAAGAACGGAACACAACCCAGCUGCCACGUGUCAUUUACAACUGUGACCCCCGUCAUGCUCUAAAUUAACUACGUCUCAACUCGUUUGGAGAGGGUACUCCUAAUCACAAGACAUUACACUGUAUACAAAUUAUGAAAUUUAUACGUACUGAAAUCUAGGCGGAGCUGUUAUCAUUAUGACGGCCAGUCGCGUUCAAUGCUAUCAUCGAAAAAGGUCUUCAUUGUGACACUGUCAUUCCUUAUCCAGAGCUAAUUUCUAGUUGUUACCUAAGUUUUUAUCGAGUCGUGGGGGGCACGGGUUUGUCGUCGCGAUUUCAGCCUUCUAUCCGGCUGCUCUUUUAGGAAGGCAUUGAGAAACAGGUGACUCCUUCAGAGUGUCCCAGUUAGUCUCAUCUGGAAAUUCUAUUUUCUUCAAUAAGCUACUGUAAAUUCUUUACAUUUGAUAGAGCCACUGGCAGCACCCAAUUGCCCUUCUACGACCGCCGCAUCCUUCUACCUCAACACACCUCCGAAGAACGUCUUCGCCUCCCUUCUUGAUGUAGGCACACCAACGCAGCAAAAAUCACUUGCCACUAGUCCAUUUGUGGCCGCUUUCAAUUCUCCUGCACCGGCUCCCUCGACGCCUCUGAUGGCCAGUACCCUCAGCAACAGUGGACUGCUAACUUUUGGACGUUCGGGUACUCGCCCCGUCUCUUCACGUAUAUCGUCCUCCAAGUCGGAAGUUCCGAUAUCACCUCAGGUCUUCGACGAAGCUGCCAUGUUCCUGGGAGAGGCUGAGUUCCUACGGAAGACAACGCCAGCAAGAACUACCGUCGCCGAAAUUGUCGCCUCCCCAACCGCUAAAAUUAUGUCGGGGUCUGCCGCCCGGUUAGUUCAAAAUAUUUCUGUCGAGGUUUACUUCUAUGCCUUUUUACAUCGGGCAAAAUCUCUCUUACCCUUUUUUCUUCCAAAGCAUGUGCGGUUUCACCUGUGCUGCGUCACUUUCUGUGGUACACUUCUGUGGUCACUUUAAAUGCCUACUUGCACACUGUAAGUAGCUAUGUUUAUCCUCAUACAUUUCCAGGAAACGGCUCCAACUCAGUCCGAUAGCCCCUUCCGACGACCGCUGCCUAGCCUCUCAGAAACUCCUGAAACAGGCACAAUCUAUUCCGGCCGAUCUCGUCCAGCGAGGUGUAGAGGAUACGCCACCCUCCUGUCCCUCUCCUGGUGGACGACUGAGCACCCGAUCUGCCCAAGCCCCUUACAGCCCGACAACCGCCUUGCGUUCACCCCUGUCUCCGUUGCAGUUAUCCAGUAACAGCAGCUUCCGGAAGUACCGGUCCGACUUUAUGCCGCCGUGAGCCUCUUUUUGAUCUUCUCUUUUCCAAGCAGUCAAAGGCCGAACUCUGGUGCCAUUAAUCUCAGCGUCUUUUUCAAGUCCUAUUUAGAACGAUCCGGUGCAUUUGUCUCGGGGCCAUUAUUCGGGUUUUAUUGCUACGCUCCUUGCUGGUCCGUAUUAGAUUCUUCAGUGUAGUUUCUGCAUUCCGCUAACUCCAGCUGACUAAUUGAUGGCCUUUUGGAGUCGGAAUUUUGUCUGAGUCAUUUAUUUUCCGCCUAGUCCAACGAUAUUCUACUGGCGUUUCUGGAGAUAUUCACCACCACAAAUCAUACGUCCAACUUAUCCACGGAAUCGAAGUUUUCCCUUUCGGAUGACGCUGGUAGCCCCAUAAAUAGCGAUGAUCUAUCGGGAUGAGAUCCAGUUCGUAUUAAAAGUACUGGAAAAAGAGUGUUUUGGUUUCGGCGAUGAGUUUAACAUUCAUUUAUUUGCCUAAUUUGUCAUGAGUGCACAUCCGAAAGUCUUGAUACUCUCCGAAAUGGCCGUGGAAUGUGUUAAAAUUAAGUUACUAUUUAUACUUCUGCUCUAUUUUUUUAUAAACCCGUUUGUUAUAUAAUGUUAAUUUUUUCCCGAAAAUCGUAGGUAACAAACGCAUUUCUAACAUUCCGUUGUUAUGGCAUAACUUUCAUAAAGCCUUCACAAAUGUUUAUACAGUAUUUGACAUUUUUUUAGUGUAAGGUGAUACCAUACUGGCAGUACAGGUACUAGCCAAAAGUCCAUACACGCAUGUUUCACCGAUAUUCUGUCGCCGUAUGGCGCAUCUGAGAGGGUUCGUCAGUGGAUCCGCCAGCAUUCCCCUUAUGUUUUCUGGUAGAUACUCCAAUUUAGAAUUUGUCGCUUUUUAAUUUCCUCAUAAAUUAUCUACGAACUCGGAAUAGAAAAGUUUAUGCAAGGUCUAUAGGCUCAGACCGAGAAUAUCGACGAAACACGCGUGUACGGACUUUUGGCUAGUACCUGUGCAUUUAGUAUGUAGUCCCCUUACCCUAAAGUAUACUACUAGCUGCCUGUCGACAGUUAAUGAAUAUUACGCGGUUACCCGCCGUGGCUGAUGGACUUCGGCGCGAAUAUUCAUACAUAAAAUUCUCGCUCUGAGCUUAUAGACCUUGAAUAAACUUAUCGACUCAAAGUUCGCAUUUAAUUUCUGGGGAAAUUAAAAAGCAACAGUAUUUGAUAUAUUAAAUGCCAGUCGGAAUCCUUAAACGUGUUUUCGAUUAGGAAGGAUUAUUUAGGUGAGGUUACCAUAAUGAUUAUCACGUAACAUAAUCCCAAGAUAUUUCUGUCGCGCCAAGAUCCCGGCUUUUGAGUAAGCUUCGUUCCGGUCGUCUGUAAAAAUCUGCAAAAGUGGCUACUUAAGCAGUUUCUAUUUCUCUACUUGAUUUCCAUCGCCCUUAUACACUCAAAUGAAUUUUAUAGAAAAUAUGCCAGAAAUGUCCUUCCUUGUAAUCAUUUAGCAACAAACUACGUCUUUUGAAAUUGUAUACUUGAAGAAAGAGAUCUUUAGGUUUUAAAAACUUUUCCAAUCCUCGAAUAUAAGCACGCUUUAGGAUUUCCAAACAACAUGUUGUAUACUUUCAGCGGUAGGAAAAUCAUAUAUGUCUCCACACUAUUAACUAGAGGUCAUAUAGGGCUGUCCCGCAUUGCAAACACGUUUUCCGUAAACAUAUAUGCUACUAGCAAGAUUUUAGUAAAAUGUGCAUUUAACAUUUAUAUUGUACGCUCCGUUUUCAAUAGGGUCAUCAGAGCCAUUGUCUACUACCCUAAAAUACACUAUAUAUACGAUCUUAAAAAGUCUCCUAACUACAACUUUUUUCAAAAGGCGCUCUUUUUUCAGACAUGAUAUCUGGAGAAAACGUAAUUUUCUAGCGGAUGAGGACAUGAAAAGUAUUUUUUUGCAUGUUCUCUAUAAAAUGUACGCUACUUUACGAGGCUGUUGAAAAUAAAUGUAAAGGUGCACACCACUUAUUCAGUUAUUUUUGCCGAGCUUGACUUUUUGUAGGUGGCCAGAAAGAAGUCUGGUUUGACUAAAAAAAGUCAUGCGCUUAUGUUACACGAUAAUCCUUUGUACAAACCCACUUAAGUAACCCUUCCUAAUAGAAAACGCACUCCAUAAUUCCAGUUAACGUUUCAUGAGAUAAUCCAGCUACUGUAUUUCUGGUCUAGUCAUCUGGCUUUUACCCUAGAAUUCGCUGGUCCUUUGUUUAAUCGAAGUUUGAACAGCUGAAGGAAAAUCGCUUGCUGGCAUAAGUUAACCACACGUUGCAACCUCCGACACGCACUUAAAUUCCCUCUAAACGUUUGAGUAGCGUAAAUUAUGUCCUUUUCAUUCAGUACCCCAGGGAAUGAUUCGGCUUCAAACCGCAGUGCCGGCAUCCUUCUCUCCCCUCGCAAGGGUCUCAACGGCCCAAUAAAAACGCCUAAGAAGGUACUCUUCGGGACACCCCUAGCCUCGGCGCCAAUUCUGAACCUGAAUAAGGCACACUCCCCCUACAGCAAACCGGUCCUUGAGUGUUCCCAGGCCGAACUGCAAAUAGCGGCAGGUUUCGAGCCCGAAGCGUCUGAUUUCCAGACCCUGUCAUCUCCACCCUUUCCGUCGCAGAAACGUUCCGGACGCCAGAGUCUUCGUUCUCAACCAGUUCUCCAGCGCCAACGCCGUUCCCGUCGUUCACUGUUUCAUUGA